ACGUUCAAAUCCGCCGCGCACAGAGACAUGGUCGUCCUAAUGACGCGGUUACACCUUCAGGAUUUGCUGCUACAGCGUUUUGGGCGCCUGCGAACGGCAGAGUGCGAGCUGUUGCGCAAAGUCACAGGCACUCCCCGGCUGCUACUGCUGUGGGCAGAGUUGCUGGUGCAGGAGAACCCCGCGAAUCCACCAGCCAACGCCUACUUUGUUCCUCCUCAGCUGUACGCCCUCCCAGAAGUCAAGGCUUUGCUGCGAAAAGACAAGGCUUUGCGGUGGUUGAUGCAACGUAUUGAUCCAAAGGGGCGAGGAGGGCCGUGUGACGCUACUAAGGACUGUGUCCCCUCCCCGCAUUUCCCCUCUGUACUCUUACAGCAGGUUCCACAGUUCCCCUACGAACCACAGCAAUUGGAGAUGAUGAGAGACUCGUAUGGCUUGCUCAAGUGGCCCUUCAAGCCGGUGAAGGGAGCAGCAGAGGCAGCAGCUGCUGCUGCUGCCAGCACUGCUGCACCCCCGCCAAUAUCAGAGGCUGAGCCAACGCCCGAAGGCGUUGCUGCUGCUGUAGCGGCUGUAGCUGCUGCAGUCGAUAGGGGAGACGUCCAGCGCGCGAAGAGCAAGGUGCUCACACACUGCAGCUCCGACGUUCUCUACGCUCCAGAUGAAACCGAAACAGGCGCUUACGUGUGGCACUGA
Molecule: messenger RNA, 690 nt
Organism: Cyclospora cayetanensis
Lineage: Eukaryota; Apicomplexa; Conoidasida; Eucoccidiorida; Eimeriidae
Exons: 2
Coding region: 28-690 (220 amino acids)
Source: RefSeq, a predicted model, not a curated record